Arachis stenosperma is the source of this 606-nucleotide messenger RNA. RefSeq lists its product as uncharacterized. NCBI's taxonomy places the organism in Eukaryota, Viridiplantae, Streptophyta, Magnoliopsida, Fabales, Fabaceae. The transcript is spliced from 2 exons. The record is from RefSeq and is a predicted model, not a curated record. Bases 1 to 606 code for a protein of 201 amino acids.
AUGGAUCAAAUGUUAGAGAGGCUUGCUAGACAUGAGUACUACUGUUUCUUGGAUGGAUACUUAGACUACAACCAGAUUGUAGUGGAUCUCAAAAUCCAAGAGAAGACUUCUUUCACUUGCCCUUAUGGUGUUUUUGCAUAUAGACGUAUGCCUUUGGAUAGAAGUGGAGCAGAAAAUAAGGUGGCUGACCACCUAUCAAGGAUACCAAAUGAGGAGAAUAAAGCAUACAGCCCUGGGGUAAAUGAAAGCUUCCUGGAUGAGCAAUUGAUGAUGAUUCAAGAGGCUCCAUGGUUCGCAGAUAUAGCCAACUUCAAGGCGAUUGAAGAGCUACCUUCCAACAUCAACAAGAACUUAAAAAGGAAGCUCAUCAAUGAUGCCAAGUACUACAUUUGGGAUGAGUCUUACCUCUUCAAGAGGUGUGCUGAUGGGAUUCUAAGAAGAUGCAUCUCUCAUGAGGAAGGACAAGAGAUUCUUUGGCAUUGCCAUGGAUCCAUCUAUGGAGGACAUUUUAGUGGAGAAAGGACUACAACCAAAGUGUUGCAAUGUGGAUUCUUUUGGCCUACAAUAUUCAAGGAUGCAAAUGAGUUUUUAAUAGGGUGCAAUUGA